UUCACACAGUUUAGUCCUUUAAUCUGAAUCAGCUGAUUGCGCAAGUGUCUGAAGAAGAAAAUCUUCUUUUAUUAUAGAAAAAAUUAAAUUUAUUAUUAUAAAAUAAUGUCAAUUAAAUAUUUAUUUGAAAUCAUACGAUUAUAAUAAUCUGUUCAACAGAUUAUCGUCAUAUUCCUGAUGAAACGCUCCUGUAAUGAAAAUUUUAACUUUAAAAAAUGUCAAAUAACACGUGCCAAAUUGAACAAUGAUAAAAUCUCUGGAGGAUAAUAAGAAAUUUUCUUCUUAAUGACACGUAACGAUAUAACCUCAAAAAUAUUCUUUUUGUUGGGAAAUAAAUAUAAUAAAAUUAAAACAAAUUAUUUAUUUCUUUUUUAAAAUUAUGACAUAGCAAUAGACAGCUUCUUAUAGAAUUCUAGAAUGUCUAGUUUAAUAAAUUUAAUAAAUUUAGAUACAGCUUCUCAUUAUAUUAACGAGGUUAUUUUGUACUGGUGGUGGUACAUAAUUGAGAUCUCAUGGCAGCUUUUAAUAGCAUUCGUAGCAUAUAUUUGCACUUGUGUAUUUCUUUAUUUUGUUUUAAAACAAGUGAAUCAUAAAGCAUGGCAAAUACCAGGUCCACCAAACAGAAUAUUGCUCUUAAUAGCACAUCCAGACGAUGAGGUCAUGUUUUUUGGACCUCUCAUUUAUUGGUUGGUUCGAAUGAAAGCUAGCCAGAUUUAUAUUCUUUGCUUUACUAAUGGUGGAAAUAAAGAAAGAAAAGAGGAGCUUUGGGAAUGUGCAAAAAAAUUGGGUAUAUCAGAAGCUAAUAUUACAAUUUUAAUGUACACAGAAUUACCUGAUGAUGCAAGGGUACAAUGGUCAGAAACUUUAGUGGCAGAUAAUAUUUUACACUAUAUUGAACUCUAUAAAAUAAAUGCAGUUAUAACGUUUGAUAAAUAUGGAGUUAGCAAACAUAAAAAUCAUAUAUCUCUUUUCUAUGGAAUGGCAUCCUUAUGCAUGGACCGAAAAGUUCCCGCCUAUUGUAAAUUAUAUGUUUUGGAGAGUGUAAAUAUUUUAAGAAAAUAUACACAAAUACUUGACCUGCCAAUUAGUUUAUUGUCUGCUUCCUAUUGGUAUAUGGUGACGUAUGAUCAAAGACAAUACAUAAAGAAAGCUAUGAAAGAACAUAAAUCACAAUAUGUUUGGUUUCGUAAACUUUACAUGAUUUUUUCGAGAUAUACUUUAAUUAAUACAUUUCAAGAAGUGAAUUUUUUGGAUUUAGAACUUGACCUUCAAUUUGAAGAAGACUAAUUUUUAUAUUAGUAUUCGUAUUUAAUUGUAAAUAGUUGUCACUAAUAUAAAUGAUUCUGUACAAAAUAAAAAUUUAUGUUUACUUAAUA
Molecule: messenger RNA, 1376 nt
Organism: Leptopilina boulardi
Lineage: Eukaryota; Metazoa; Arthropoda; Insecta; Hymenoptera; Figitidae
Gene: PIG-L
Product: N-acetylglucosaminyl-phosphatidylinositol de-N-acetylase
Exons: 6
Coding region: 418-1287 (289 amino acids)
Biological process (GO): GPI anchor biosynthetic process
Cellular component (GO): endoplasmic reticulum
Molecular function (GO): N-acetylglucosaminylphosphatidylinositol deacetylase activity
Source: RefSeq, a predicted model, not a curated record